AUGAAAGCCCUCGUAUACAACGGACCCCAAAAGCUGGGAGUCGAGGACCGUCCGAAGCCAGAGCUGAAAGAGUCCACAGACGCGAUCGUACGGGUGUUGCACACCUCUAUCUGCGGCACAGACCUGCAUAUCCUGAAGGGGGAUGUUCCCACUGUGGACGAGGGACGCAUCCUAGGCCACGAAGCAGUCGGGGUGGUUGAAUCCAUGGGCAGUGCCGUGUCCGGGUUACAGACCGGCGACAAGGUGCUGAUUUCGUGCGUGUCGGCCUGCGGCGUGUGCGGUCCAUGCCGGAAGGGUCUCUCUUCGCACUGCGCCUAUGGGGGCUGGAUACUGGGUAACACGAUUGACGGCACGCAGGCAGAAUACGUGCGAAUCCCGCAUGCGACGUCUUCGCUCUUCAAGUUGUCUGACAAGAUCGAUGUGCGGACGGCGGUCGUGCUGUCCGAUGCGUUCCCGACGGCGCUGGAAUGCGGCACGCUGAGCGCGCAUGUGCAGCCCGGCAAUACGGUGGCGAUUAUCGGUGCAGGCCCGGUGGGCAUGGCUGCGCUGUUGACGGCGAAGCUGUACUCGCCUUCGUUGAUCGUGAUGGUUGAUACGAAUGAUGCGCGGCUGAAGAAGGCGAAGGAGCUCGGUGCGCACGAGACGGUCAACUCUGCUCAGACUGAUGCGAAAUCGGCGUUGAAUGCCCUGACGGACGGACGUGGGUUCGAUUCUGUCAUUGAAGCCGUCGGUAUUCCUGCGACUUUUGAACUGUGUCAGGGGAUCAUUGGUGUUGGUGGUUCUGUAGCGAACGUGGGAGUCCAUGGAAAGCCGGUUACUCUCCAUAUGGAAAGGCUGUGGGAUCGUAAUAUAAAUAUCAGAGCAUCGCUGGUGGAUGCAACUACUACGCCGAUGUUGCUGCGUCUCUUUGAUGCGGGUCAGAUAGAUGCUCGUCCAUUAAUUACACAUGUAUUCCCGUUUAAUGAUGUGAUAAAGGCGUAUGCGACUUCCAAGGAAGCCGCAAAGGAAGAGGCAAUGAAGAUUGUGAUUGAUAUUGCGGAAGAAUAG
Aspergillus terreus NIH2624 is the source of this 1047-nucleotide messenger RNA. Its product is annotated as zinc-dependent alcohol dehydrogenase family protein. The transcript is spliced from 3 exons. Gene Ontology annotation, molecular function: oxidoreductase activity; zinc ion binding. The record is from RefSeq and is a predicted model, not a curated record. The coding region runs from base 1 to 1047 and encodes 348 amino acids. Lineage: Eukaryota; Fungi; Ascomycota; Eurotiomycetes; Eurotiales; Aspergillaceae.